Molecule: messenger RNA, 2025 nt
Organism: Rotaria socialis
Lineage: Eukaryota; Metazoa; Rotifera; Eurotatoria; Philodinida; Philodinidae
Source: the annotation of a GenBank genome assembly
AUGGGCAAAUCCUCGAAGAAAAAAGAUCAUAAACAUAAAAAGCAUCAUCGUUCAGCAUCAUCGUCAUCGAAUUCGAGCAAAGAUGAAGGGCAAUGGCAAGAAAUUGUUCGCGAUGAUAAAAUUAAUGAUGCUCUUGGUGGUGCUGUGAUGAAAGGGCCAACAAUGCCAACACCAGCUGAUUUAGAACAAAUAGAAAAAGAAAAAAGUGUACCAGUCGCCUUUGCUCUUGAACCAUUUGAUUUUGAUUCAAUUGGUAGUUAUCGACGAGAAGACAAACAAGCGGCAAAAAAGGCACAAUCUUUGGCUGAAAUGGAGGUAAUUAUGAAUGAACGUGAAUUAAAUCCAAGUUUACGUAAACAAUCAGCUCCAAUUAAAGAACCAAAAACAAGUAAAGUUGGUGAUGCUGGUCUUGAAUGGCAUCAACGAGCUUUUGAACGAUGUAAACAACAAGCGAAGGAGGAACAACGUCCUUUAAAUGAAAUUGUUUCUGCACGAUACGGUUCUAUGGAAAAAUUAAUGGCAUUGAUCAACGAUGCUGAGGAUCUUCAUCAUCAUUCAUCUAGUAAGAAGAAAUUUCUUCAUCCAAAUGAAAAAGGUGAUCGACACGAUCGACAUCAUCAUCAUCAUCACCAUCACCAUCAUCAUAGCGAAAAACAAUCAUGGAAAAGAACUACAUACGAUGAUAAGCAAGAGUCAAUACCAAAAAAACAAGCACGUACAGAUGAACAAGAAGAAACUAAAACAGUUGAUGUUGAGCCAAAACAUGAUGAAGAAGAUGAUGAAUUAAUAUCCGAAGAAAAUCUUUUGGAAUUACGAAAACAACUUAUACGAGCAGAACUUGCUGGUGAUGAUGAAAUGACUGAAUUACUUCGUAACGAAAUAAAAAACAUUGAUAAUCUUCGUGGUAAACCACAGCAUGAUCCUGCUGGUGAACAACAACAACAACAACAGUCAGAAUCGAAUGAUCCGAAAAUUCUUGUAUUAACAACAAUUGAUCGAUACGGUGUUGAAAAACCUGUUCAUAGUGCAUAUGAACAACGUCAUCAAAAUCAAUAUGGUCAAGUAUUGAAACGUGAUCGUCGAAAAAUGAAAAAAGAAAUGAGAAAAAUGCGUGACAAUGAUAAAGAUCCAGAACGAGAAGGUUUAUCAUUGACUGAUCUUGUUGAAAUGGAAAGACAUUCAACGACAAAUACAAUGCCAGUUUUACCAAGUAAUAGAAGCAAUCAAAGUAUAACAGCUGAUCGACAAAUAAUAGCGUCAACACGUCAUUUGUCCGGUUGGUCACGUAUACAAGCAUUGGCUGAACAGAAAAAACGACAAAAAACAUUUGAACAAUGUUGGUUAUGUAUUGAAAAUCUUUCGAAAUCUUAUAUUUUCGGUUUACUUGAUCAAUGGUUUCUGUGUGCGCCACCACAAGAAUCACUUGUUGAGGGACACUGUUUUAUCGUGCCCAUUCAACAUACAUCUAGUCGAUUUCAAUUAGACGAUGAUGUUCUUUCUGAACUUGAUACAUUAAAAGAACAAUUAACUGAUUUAUUUCGUAAAAAUUAUAAUCAAGUACCAAUAUUCCUUGAAACAUUUAAAAAUCCUCGUUUACUACCACAUUUGUAUAUCGAAUGUAUUCCAAUUCCAAUCGAACAAGCUAAUUUAGUUCCAAUGUAUUUUCGUAAGGCAUUACUGGAAAGUGAAUCAAUGUGGUCAACCAACAAGAAACUUAUUGAAUUGAAUAAUCGCCGUUCACGUACAUUGAAAUCUGUUUUACCCAAAGGUUUACCAUAUUUCUGUGUUGAAUUUCCAGCCGACAAAAGUAAAAAUGAAAAUCUUUAUGGUUACGCACACAUGAUUGAAGAACGUGGCCAAUUUCCAUUAUAUUUUGGUCGAGAAAUUUUAGGAGGUCUAAUGGAACUCGAUAAUCCAUUAUUAUGGAUGAGACCAUCGAGUAAAGAAUCUGAAGAUAUUGUUGAAAAGAAAUGUACAUAUUUAAAACAAUUAUGGAGAAAAAAUACAAAUAAAAUAUCAACAUAG